Helicoverpa zea (corn earworm) is the source of this 2504-nucleotide messenger RNA. It is a transcript of the gene Npl4, whose product is annotated as nuclear protein localization protein 4 homolog. The record is from RefSeq and is a predicted model, not a curated record. Gene Ontology annotation, molecular function: ubiquitin binding; ubiquitin protein ligase binding. Gene Ontology annotation, cellular component: nucleus. NCBI's taxonomy places the organism in Eukaryota, Metazoa, Arthropoda, Insecta, Lepidoptera, Noctuidae. Bases 289 to 2184 code for a protein of 631 amino acids. The transcript has 9 exons. Gene Ontology annotation, biological process: ubiquitin-dependent protein catabolic process.
UGUCAUGAGUCAUGAUAUGAAUGAAUGUGUGACUGACAGUGUCAUUACUCGACAAAUUCUGUUGUUUUAUCUUUGCAAAGAUAGUCCAUCAAAAUCAAAUUAAAGUGAGAGAUAUUAAUAGUCUAUUUACAUACAAAAGAAAGAGUGCAAUAGUACUUUAUGUUGAUAAUUAGAGUUAAUUCCCCGAAACACUCCUUGUACUGUCUGUCAGUGAAUGUGUCAACCAAGUGAAGAUUGUUAUGUCAGUGAAUUGUUGGUGUUUUGAGAAUAAAUUACUUCUAGCCAGGAAUGUCGGGAUCAAAGAAAAUGAUACUGCGCGUGCAGUCGGCCGAGGGCACGGCGCGCGUCGAGAUGCUGGACACGGACGUGACGGCGCAGCUGUUCGAGCGCGUGCACGAGAGCCUGCACCUGAGCACAUUCGCGUUCGCGCUGCACAAGGACCGCCAGCGCAAGGAGGAGGUCACGUCCAGCAAGUCGCGGCGCCUGCGCGACUACGGCCUGCAGCACGGAGACAUGCUAUACCUUAGCCCUGUCAAUGGUGCUGUGCUCUUUGAUCAGCCAUCCACCAGUGGAGAGACUAAUGAGAAUAACAAACCAUUUGGUGAGCCUGUUGAGGCUGGUCCCUCAACUUCUAGUACAGUGGUUGCAGCCCAGACCACAGCUGCUCGGCCAAUAGCAGUGGAAGAGGAUGAGGUAGAUUUACAAUUGUACCGCAUGUCAGGCAACAUUCAAAGGCAACGAGAUGAGAAGCUAUGCCGACAUAACUCCAAGGGCUGUUGCGUGCACUGCUCUCCGCUGGAGCCCUGGGACGAGGGCUACCUCAAAGAACACAAUAUCAAGCACAUGUCAUUUCAUGCAUAUUUGCGCAAAAUCACAUCUGGCAACUUUAUCUCAUUAGAUGAGCUCUCUUGUAAAAUUAAGCCAGGUUGCUCGGAGCACCCGCCGUGGCCGCGCGGCAUCUGCUCCAAGUGCCAGCCCGGCGCCGUCACGCUCAACCGCCAGCCCUACCGCCACGUGGACAACGUGCUGUUCGAGCACCCCGCCGUGGUGGAGCGCUUCCUGGCCUACUGGCGGGCCACGGGCCACCAGCGCGUCGGCUUCCUGCUCGGCCAGUACGAGCGCCACCCCGACGUGCCGCUAGGUAUCCGCGCGCGCGUGGCCGCCAUCUACGAGCCGCCGCAGACGUCGACGCGCGACAGCGUGGCGCUGCAGCCCGACCCGCGGGCGCCGCUGCUGGCGGAGCUGGCGCGGCGCCUGGGGCUGCGGGCCGUGGGCUGGAUCUUCACGGACCUGCUGCCGCUGGACACGGCCACGGGCACGGUGCGCCACAUCCGCGGCGUGGACACGCACUUCCUGUCGGCGCAGGAGUGCAUCAUGGCGGGCCACUACCAGAACCUGCAUCCCAACGCCUGCCGCCACGCCUCCUCCGGGUACUUCGGCUCUAAGUUCGUCACGGUCUGCGUCACGGGCGACAGCGACAAGCAGGUGCACCUGGAGGGCUACCAGGUGUCGGGGCAGUGCCAGGCGCUGGUCCGCGACGACAUCCUGCUGCCCACGCGCGACGCGCCCGAGCUCGGCUACAUCCGCGACUCCUGCGACGCGCAGUACGUGCCCGACGUCUACUACAAGGAACGAGACGCGUACGGUAACGAGGUGGGCGUGUCCGCCAAGCGGGUGCCCGUGGCGUACCUGCUGGUGGACGUGCCGGUGGGCGUGGCGGGCCCCGGCGCGCCGCCCACGUUCUGGGCGCAGGCCGCCUUCCCGCCCGCCCACCGCGCGCUGCAGCAGCACCUGCAGACCCUGCGCGCGCUGCACGCGCACCUGGCGGCCGCCGACAGCUUCCUGCAGGCGGCCUCCGACCUGCACGCGCUGCUGUUCCUGGCCACCAACGAGGCGCUGCCGCUGUCGCCCGACGCGCUGCAGCCGCUGCUGACGGCCGUGCGGGCCCGCGACGCCGCCGCCGCCGACGCCUGGCGCAGCACGCCCAGCGCCGCCACGCUCGACACGCUGUGCCGCGCCGCCGCCGACCACGACGCCGACAGGUACCCUUACCUCCACCUCGAUAUUCAUUUGUUCCUUUGUUACGCUUUUUCGCUAGAACAGUUGAACCGAUUUGGAUUUAGAUUGACACAGCAAUUUAUAGAUGAUACCUUGGAGACCUCAUAUACAGUCGUGGUCACCUAAUUAAAGACGCUGUCUUAACUUACCGGUGCAUUUCAUCUGUAUUUCUUUUUUCAGAUUGCCAUAGGAACUUUCUUUUCUAUUUCAAAAUAUUUAAGAGGGCAUUGUGAAAUGUUAAAACUAAUGACAAUAUUCAAUAAUCCCCCGCACCUAGUUUUUUUUCGCUUUAUCCGAAUCGCGGACGGUAUGAUCCAUAACGAGGCCUGGCCAUCUAAUUAAAGACACUCCAUUUGCUCAGAGAAAGAAAUACAAAUUAUUAAUUAGAGUUAACUUUGUACAACAACAUUCCCUACACUAUAAUUAAACAUUCCAAUAAGUAUUAA